Messenger RNA from Auxenochlorella protothecoides, 1896 nucleotides. RefSeq names its product Phosphate permease PHO89. Lineage: Eukaryota; Viridiplantae; Chlorophyta; Trebouxiophyceae; Chlorellales; Chlorellaceae. The transcript has 12 exons. Gene Ontology annotation, molecular function: phosphate transmembrane transporter activity. Gene Ontology annotation, cellular component: membrane. Gene Ontology annotation, biological process: phosphate ion transmembrane transport. The record is from RefSeq and is a predicted model, not a curated record. The coding region runs from base 1 to 1896 and encodes 631 amino acids.
AUGGCCGCCCUCCCGGAGUUCACAUGGGCAAGUUCGGUUGGCAUUCCACGGAUCUUUGCCCUGUCGGUCGUGUUCGGGUUCCUGACGGCAGUCGGCAUCGGCGCCAAUGACAUGGCCAACAGCUUUGCCACUACGGUGGCCAGCCGUGCCCUGACCCUGGGCCAGGUUGUCAUCGUGGCGGGUAUCUGUGAGUUUGCCGGCGCGGUGCUGCUGGGCGCCGGCGUCACCAACACGAUCAAGUCUGGGGUGGCGGACCUGGACGCAUUCACCGCCACCCCAGCCGUCCUCAUGUACGGCUUCCUGGCCGUGUCCAUGACCACCGCCUUCUGGGACAAUACGGCUUCGUACCUGGCCCUCCCCGUCUCCAUGACCCAUACUACCGUCGGUGCUACCGUGGGUAUGGCACUGGCGCUGCGCGGCGGCAGCGCCGUAAUUUGGAGCGAGAACAAGGAUGAGUUCCCCUAUGUGGGGGGCAUGGUGCCCAUCUUCCUGUCCUGGAUCGUCUCGCCCAUCAUGUGUGGGCUUAUCACCGUCAUCCUCUUUGGCAGCAUCAGGCAGUGGGUCCUGCGCUCCCAGCACUCCUUCAAGCGCGCCUUCUACGUGCUUCCCUUCCUGGUCUUCGGCAUGGUCUGGCUCAUCGUCUCGUUCAUCAUCCAGACGGGCUCCAAGAACGGGACCUGGGCAGACUACUCCGAUGGCUUUGCGGCCUGGGUGGGCGCGGUCUGUGGAGUGGGCUGCGGCGCCAUCACACUCGUCUUCAUCAUGCCUUACCUGCGCCGCCGCAUCCUGUCGCGUGAGGCGGAGGGCGACCCCUCCAUGAUGGAGGCAGGGGCAAUCGCCUCUGGUCCCUCCCUCGGCCCCGACGGUCUGAAGAAGGAUGCAGAGGAGGGGAGCCAGGACGUGGAGCACCGCAACCUGACCCUGUCGGAGCAGCACGCGCUUCGCUUUGCGGCCAAGGACAAGGCCUGGAAAGACAAGACCUUCUGGGAGAAGGUCGAGUACAACCCGGUGACCAACAUCCUCCUGCACAAUGUUCGCCAGGAUAUCCACGGUGUAGCAGAGACCGACGAGGGCGUCAAGGCCGUGCACGACAACGCUGAGCUGUUCGACCUCAAGACCGAGGCCAUGUUCCGCUACCUCCAGGUCUUCUCCGCAUGCGUAAUGUCCUUCACGCACGGCGCGAACGACGUGAGCAAUGCCAUGGGCCCCUUUGCCGCGGUGUACGACAUCUGGAACACGGGUGAGGUGAACGCCAAGGUCCCCACCCAGACCUGGAUCCUCGUCAUUGGAGGUGUGGGUAUCUCCAUCGGUCUGGCCCUCUUCGGCUGGCGCAUCAUCCAGGUGAAGACCGUCAAGGUCACCAAUGCUCGCGGUUUCUGUGCUGAGAUUGCCACUGCCAUCACCGUGGCCGUCGCCUCACGCUAUGGCCUCCCCGUCUCCACCACCAUGACCAUCACUGGUGGCCUCAUUGGCAUCGGCUGCCUGGAGGGCUUCAAGGGCAUCAACUACAAAGUCCUGUUUAGGAUCUUUUUGGGGUGGGUGGCCACGCUCUUCAUUGCCUGCGGCAUUUCAGCCGGGAUCACCGCCUUUGGCGCGUACUCUCCCUACCAGCCUAUCAAUGACCAGCUGGUCUCGGCUGCGAUUGUGUACAACCAGACCAACACUGCCAUGAUCGCACAGAUGAACGCGGCACUCCUCACCUCCACCAACGCCGACAACUCCCUCAUCCAGGCCAGCAUCGCGAGCCUGAACUCAACCUUCUACCAGGUCUUUGCCCCUGUGGUGAAGAACCUGCCGGAUGUCGUUUCCAUCAACAGUCAGAUCCUGUCGGAGUUCAACAGCACGCUGGCAUGGAACUCUUUCUCCCAGAUCCCGGGAAGCCUGGUGCCUCAAUAA